Molecule: messenger RNA, 2192 nt
Organism: Silurus meridionalis
Lineage: Eukaryota; Metazoa; Chordata; Actinopteri; Siluriformes; Siluridae
Gene: lin7a
Product: lin-7 homolog A (C. elegans)
Exons: 6
Coding region: 1036-1722 (228 amino acids)
Biological process (GO): maintenance of epithelial cell apical/basal polarity; protein localization to basolateral plasma membrane; neurotransmitter secretion
Cellular component (GO): basolateral plasma membrane; MPP7-DLG1-LIN7 complex; synapse
Molecular function (GO): L27 domain binding
Source: RefSeq, a predicted model, not a curated record
CUCACUGCAGACUUUACAUCAUGCUGUUGAGGUUGCAUCAGCGUCUGGAACAUCAGCCGCUCCGUCUGUAAUCACAUGAUAGAAAAAAUUCAGAUCUACAUGAUGUCUACAGUCACACUGCCUGAGGAAAAGUGUAGACACCAGAACACACACACACACACACACACACACACACACACACACACACACACACACACACACACACACAUUCUUUAGAAUGAUCUUUUUUUAAGGCCUUAGUUGCUUUCUUAAAUAGACUUAAUUCUUUUAGGAUCCAGGAACGUUUUAUUGUUUAAGCUUAGGCAGAUAUUUGCUUUCUUCAACAAGCCAUCCAGGUCUAUCACAAUUAGAAGCUCCUGCAGAAGUUUUUCUCCUGUAGAAGCUCCUGUAGAUGCAAUUGGGUACAAUUUCUACCAGAGGCUCAGAAUUCUGAAACAUCCAGUAGGUGCUUUCUAAAGCAUUAUAAACACCAGUAGUAAAUUGUUCUCUCCAUUUUCCAGUAGGAACUUCAGAAGUGAGUUGCACUCUCCAGCAGGAGCUCCAUUAGUGAGUUGUUCUUUCUAGUAGUGAACUGCACACUGAAGCAGGAGUUCUAGUAGCAAGUUGUUUUCUCCAGAAGUGAGUUGCACUCUCCAGCAGGAGCUUCAGCAGUGAGUUGCACUCUCCAGUAGGAGCUUCAGCAGUGAGUUGCUCUCUCCAGCAGGAGCUUCAGCAGUGAGUUGCUUUCUCCAGCAGGAGCUUCAGCAGUGAGUUGCUCUCUCCAGUAGGAGCUUCAGCAGUGAGUUGCUUUUUCCAGCAGGAGCUUCAGCAGUGAGUUGCUUUCUCCAGCAGGAGCUUCAGCAGUGAGUUGCUCUCUCCAGAAGGAGCUUCAGAAGGGAGUUGCUCUCACCAGCAGGAGCUUCACCAGUGAGUUGCUCUCUCCAGCAGGAGCUUCAGCAGUGAGUUGCUCUCUCCAGCAGGAGCUCCACUCGGCGCUUUUCUCUGUAUCAGAGUCUCCUCCAGCUUUUCCUGCUCAUUUCGAGCUCGAGCUCCGUCAUGGCGACAGUAGUGCAGCCUCUCAGCCUGGAACGCGACGUGGCGAGGGCGAUCGAGCUGUUGGAGAAGCUGCAGGAAUCAGGUGAUGUUCCUGGUCACAAGUUACAGUCACUGAAGAAGGUUCUGCAGAGUGAGUUCUGUACGGCCAUCAGGGAGGUCUAUCAGUACAUGCACGAGACAAUAACAGUAAAUGGCUGUCCAGAGUAUCAGGCUCGAGCCACAGCAAAGGCAACAGUGGCAGCUUUUGCCGCGAGCGAAGGCCACUCCCACCCGCGAGUGGUGGAAUUACCAAAAACCGAUGAGGGGCUGGGCUUCAACGUGAUGGGCGGGAAAGAGCAAAACUCCCCGAUCUACAUCUCCCGCAUCAUCCCGGGGGGCGUGGCCGAGAGACACGGGGGCUUAAAAAGGGGCGAUCAGCUGCUGUCUGUUAACGGAGUGAGUGUGGAAGGCGAGCACCAUGAGAAGGCAGUGGAGCUGCUGAAGGCGGCUGAGGGAAGCGUGAAGCUGGUGGUGCGCUACACACCCAAAGUCCUGGAGGAGAUGGAGGCUCGCUUUGAAAAGCUCCGCUCGGCUCGACGCCGCCAGCAGCAGCAGCUCCUUAUUCAACAACAGCAACAACAACAACACAACCUCAACCCUCAGCAGAACCACACAGCGUUUCUCCAGAAGAAGAAAAAAUUAAUGUGAGCUUUAAUCGAACUCCAGAAUCGACAGACAAGGUCACUCCCCUUUUCCAGCAUAAAGACCACGCCCCCGGUUUCAGUGUACUACCUACGGCGCUACGACCUCCUGAACCCCACAUCCACGCUGGCGCUCGCUGCGGUACGAUCACAUGGCCGAGCCUGAGCCCGAGCCACGCCUUCCCUCCUCUCCUCUUUUUUAAAAGUCGUGACCCGUUCCAGAGAAAUCUGUCUCGCUUGUAGUCGCAUUAGAGCUUUUUCUAUGUGUUAUCAAACACAUGAACGUUUCCUGUUUAGCCGCCGCUCGCUACGCUACCAUAUGAUCGGAUUCUUCUGGUGCUCGUGUCUGUGAGAAAGAACGUUGUGUCGGAUUUCGUCGUCUUUUACCCAAUAGAAGUGAGAUAUUUUAUACCGUAUUGUAGCAAGAAAUAUUUUAUAUGAAAAAGUCGCGAAUUAGCAAUAAAACGCUUUCAAACA